This is a messenger RNA of Spirodela intermedia, 5904 nucleotides long. NCBI's taxonomy places the organism in Eukaryota, Viridiplantae, Streptophyta, Magnoliopsida, Alismatales, Araceae. The record is from the annotation of a GenBank genome assembly.
AUGGAAGGAGCUGGCCUUGCGACGACGGUGAACAGGUUGGGCGCUCCUUUCCCCGCUGCGAACUCCGGGCUCCGGUGGCGGAGGGUGAACCUCCGCGCAGGGGACUGGCGGCCGAAGAGCCCUAUGGGGGAUGCCUGGAAGCCUGGUUCUGUUAGAGCUCAGAAGGUUUCCGAAAUCUCCCUUGGUUGCCGUACUCUGUGCUCGGCUGUUUUUUCUGGUCCCUGUGCUAUUGCGAUUCCGUAAAGUGUUCGGAGUUUUUCAAUUCUUCGAUGUCGCAUAGUUCAUUUUAAAUUUUUGUAUCCGAAGGAAGAUAUGGAAGGAUAUUUUAUUUCCUUGUGGAUUCAUAUUGACCUUUUCCUUUGGGGUAGACUGACGAUAGUUAGAUAUAUAGGACUCGGAAAAAUACUGGUUAGACGAAGUUCAGGUAGAUGGGCCUUCUUUGUUGAUGAUUCAUUCCGUUAUCCGGCAUGAAUUCUAAUCUAUAUAAUCUAUAAGUAAUAUUUUCGAGCUCUGCAGCCUGCUGGAUGAAAUGGCGGCUAAACCGUGAUAGCCGGAUUGCAUUUUUACAAUUUGAUGUCGGAUAAGUCGGACAAUGACACCUAUCUAGGGUUUCCUUGCUGCUUCUCUUGGUUUAUAACACCUGAAAUUCCGAAAUAUUUGAUGUCUAUUUCUGAACGAACAUGAAACUAAAGUUCCCCAUGCUUGAGUAAUAAAAUUUUAUUUUCUUAGAGGACUUUAAUUUAGAGGGAUUUCUGAACAAUUGGUUCCCACAUUUGUGGACAUAAUGAUUAGUACGAAAAAAUUAUUUUAUUUAUUAACUUUCCGAACUGCCAUGUGAAUUAUGGAAAAGAACAUAAAACUUUACUUAAAACUGCCCUUUUUCCUUAAUAUUGUCUGACUGUUUUUGACUUUAGUUUAUUUGCAUUGUAAGUGAGAUACUCAGAAAUCUUUAGCAUGAAAUGCCAGAAUCUGAUGAAAUGUACAUCUUUUUUUGCUUUUUCUGCCUGAUCCAAUAACUCCUACAUUACGAAAUUUCAUGUUUUUAUUAACUUCUAUAUUUUUCAUUUGCUUUUGCAGUCUGAUUCUGAGGAAAAAUCCUCUCCAGUUUUUGGUGAUUCCCUUGCAAAUUCUGUCGAAGUCAGUCAAUGGGAAAGUGGGUAUUCAUACAACGAUAUAGCAGCACGUCAGGGCAUCACAAUCAGGCGCCGACCUCUUACGGGCCCUCCUCAUCACUAUGUCGGUCCCUUUGAGUUUCGUUUGGAAAAUGAAGGAAAUACUCCACGAAAUAUCCUAGAGAAGAUAGUAUGGAACAAGGACGUGGAAGUUAAACAGGUCAUACGUGAUUCCUACUGAUUGACUAGCUAAAUUAUUACUGCAAGUUGGUGCAUGUACCGAUACACUCUCCUUGUCUUUUCAGUUAAAACAGAAGAAGCCCCUUGUUGCACUGAAAAAUUUUAUUGACUAUGCUCCUCCUACUCGAGAUUUCAUUGGUGCUUUAAGGCAAUCUUAUACAAGAACCAAUAUGCCUGCAUUGAUAGCUGAAGUUAAGAAGGCAUCACCAAGUAGAGGAGUGUUGAGGGAGGACUUUGAUCCUGUAAGGAUCCCACUUCUUUUCCAUUUCAUUUGGACUUCGAUCAAUGAUUCCUCUUUCAGUUGUUUCUUAAAAGUUGGAUGUGUGUAUGCUGCAUAUUAAUUUUUUUUUUGAUAAAUUUUCUGUGAUGUUCAUAUGUUUUUUAUUUGAUGAUGUAGGACACCAGGAAAAAAAACCCACUAAUCUAAAAACUCUACCGAGGACUUCUACUUUAACUUUCUUACCUGCAAUGUAGUUGGAUCAAAACGAACCAGUUGUAUCGAAUAAUGAUACCUGUUGUCUCGAAUAUUCCAAAACAUCACUCUCAUUCUCUAUUCACACCCUGCCAAAAUUGUGGUAGGCUGUACCCUCUUAGUAGCAUCUGGAUCUUUGUGUCUACUUCAUCAACUCAGUUUUUGUAUUGUGCUCUAUGUUAACCAUACUUUAAGGGUUUCAACAGCACAACCUUGUUAAAUAGCGGGAUUCACAGAGGUAAAUGCUCAAGGAUCACGUUUCAAGAAAGGAGCAACUGGCAGUUUUCUGUUGGGAUUGAAUCAGCUUUACCUGUACUUGCUAUAACAUGACCUGUUAAUUUCCCAAACAUUCUAAAUCUAGCAUCUGAAUUAAGAUCACACACCUUAAAAGUUUACUGCACUCGUCAAAAUUGGCUAGAGGAUAUUUGCCUAUUCAAAUGGAUGAUUCUCAAUGAUGGUGAUGGGAUAUUAGCUUAAUUUAAUAAUACAGAAAGUUCCAUGCAUAUGCCCAACACAAUGAGUUGCGUUGAACAGACUACCAUGUAAUCAACUUCAGGAGUCGGUUGUAAUUUCUAUCUUUUCAUAGGAUUUGUCUGAUUUAGUACAUUAUUCAUUCUUUUAAUCGGUAGUUAGUCUUUUGCUUUAGGAUGUACAAUGUGGACAAUACACGGUGGAAGACAGAUUCGCUGAUGAAAGAGCCGGAACAUUGAAACACAACCCACACCCGUUGAGUACUACGUGUUCCCUUGACCUUGGCUAAGAUUCCCCAGUGCAUUGGUUCACCAUCCGCUAUCCUGAGAAUCUCACUAACAUCGUCCAUCCCUUGAUCUUCUCUGCAUCAAGAUUAGUCACCUACAGAUCCCCAGUUGUUGCCAUGUUGCAAGCAGUCUGCUGUCUGGCAACAACUACAUACGAGCCAUUUAUGGUGUUAUGGCCAGCUCUUGUUGCUGUUCAUGAUUCUGUGAGAAUUGAGAGAUGGGACUCGUAAAUAAUAAAGUCGAUAUAUUUGCUUACAUUGGUAACAAAUUCCUCAUAAAGUAGACCCAAGAGAUCCUCAAAUCUGGGUUUAAAGCUUUACCUCUAGCAGAUCAUCUUUUCUCUCUAGAAUUUUCUUCAGUACACUAGAAUCAACUCCAAGGAGGUUCCCUAAAAUUAGAUGGCAAGGAAUACUUCCUAUGUUUGGUAAAACUGUUAAACUUGAACUGACCAUCUGAAUGAAAGAGGAGAUGAAAUAAUGGUGACUUGUUUUAUGACCAAGGUGUAAACAUUGUGCCGUAUCAGCUGUUUCUGUUGAAGAUCAAUGGAUGAUCAGAGUGCAGGUGGUUUAUUGCAUUUGACCUCCGGUUAGGUAAUUGGCUGACUGUUUCUUAAUAGUUACCCUGAUGAAAAAUCAUGAACAUACAUCAGAAGCUCAUAAUAGGAACACAAAAGCAGUUACAACAGUUCUGCCAUUCGUGACUGUAUUAUAUAUUUUCUGUAUUCUCACUAGAUGUAGUAAAAUCAACCCGAUAUAUCAAUACUGGGCUGAAAUAGUUUAUUGAAGAAUAGUUUUUCUAACUAAUGACCAAUUUCAUUAUAGGUUCGGAUAGCCAAAGCCUAUGAGGCAGGUGGAGCAGCUUGUCUCAGUGUUUUGACCGAUGAGAAGUUCUUUCAGGUGACUAGAUGCUCUUCUUGUCAACAUGCUUGAGAUUUUGAUAUUUCUCUUAUAACUUUUCUUUCUUUCGUUGCUCAUCAGGGAAGCUUUGAAAACUUAGAGGCUAUACGCAAUGCAGGAGUCCAGGUCUGCUCUAUGACGUGGUUUUCCUUCAUGCAUACCAUUUCCAGUGUUAAUAAAUUUUGCCUGUCCAGAUACUAACUUGAUGAGAACUUUUCAGUGCCCACUCCUGUGCAAAGAGUUCAUUAUAGAUGCCUGGCAACUAUACUACGCCCGAGUCAAAGGAGCUGACGCAGUUCUCUUAAUUGCUGCUGUCCUACCUGACCUAGACAUCAAAUAUAUGACUCAGAUUUGCAAAAUUCUCGGCUUGGCUGCGCUUGUUGAGGUUUACUAAGAUGAUCUUUAUUUUUCUCCCACUGUUUUGGUGAUUAUUUACACCUGGUUUUGGAGUCUGGUUUCCACAUUAGAAAAAAAAUUAUGCCUUGUGCUUUCCCCUAGAAUAUGACCCACCGCAUGCAUUGGAACUGGCGAUUUUGAGCCAAAUAUAGUCCAGAUGUUCAUGGUUCUCUCUAUUUUGCUUGAUUCGAACUUCAAUUUGACAAUACUUUUUGAAGUUUAAGUGAGAAUGGGUUUCUACUUUUGGUUGCUAAUGAAUGGUUUUAUGGCUAACCAUUUCAAGGUUCAUAAUGAAAGAGAGCUGGAUCGUGUUCUGGGCAUCAGUGGAGUUGAACUCAUUGGCAUCAACAAUCGGAACUUGGGUAAGAUGCUGCAUAACUUUUGGUGAAAUGGAUUUGCAUGGCGUCUUGCUUUUCAGCUGCCUUUUGUGAUUCCCUACUUAAAUAGAUUCAUAUUAACACUGCCAAAUGGGGUACUGCCCAUUUAGGGUUUUCAUGGGAGUCAUAGUGAUCGGUAGAAUAAAAUCCCUCCAAUAGAAAGACGGAAGGAAAACGAAAAACCAGCCCUACCCUGCGUCCUCUCUAACACAACCAAGAUCUGUCUUCCUUGUAGAACAUGCUACGAGGCAUAAAGCCUUUAAACAAGAAGUCGGUAAAAGAUAAUUCAAAGGGAAAAUUACAUCCAUUCAAAAGUUUAAUGGCUUGAUGGUUGCCGGCUCAGAUUUUUCCCCAGUUGUGUGUGUGAAACUCCAAAAGGAUUCUGAAAUGGGAGAAAUCAAGGCUGCACGGUUUUCAGAUAAUUUUUUUAUGAUUAAAGUUUUAUAAAAAGUCUCUCUUACUCUUCAUUUUGAGAUUCUCAAAAGAGAUGGGGGGAGUCUUGUAAGAGACGGAGAGCUCUUGUGCAACCCACUUCAUUUCAAUACAAUUAAGGAAAAGCAUCCUGCUCAGAAAAAUAUUUCAAUCUCAUGCUGCACAUCUCAAUUAGACCAUUAUUUUUCCAUUUUGCACCUAUGUUGAAUAGACCUGCAUUCAAUUUUCUAAUUGUUUUCCACCCCUGCUGAACACUUCGAGCAUCUCUAUCUGGGCUCUGUGCAGAAACAUUCGAAGUUGACAUCUCCAUCACAAAGAAGCUCCUCGAAGGAGAACGUGGUGAAAUUAUACGCCAGAGAGAUAUAAUUGUGAGUAGUUUCCUGUCACCUUCCGAGCACUACAUUAACCUAAAUGAAAUUGGUAGUUUCUUUUCUACGUGAAUUUGAUAAGAAUGAUAUCCAUCUCCUUGUAAGUUUUCCAUUUCCAUGAGAACGUUAUUGCCUCUGGCUGGGUCAGCCAGAGACAUAUUUCACCCAUUUCUCUUUCUGACAGGAGUGAUGUGGACAGAUAGUUCUUAAAUGCCCGUUAGAAAAUAAUAUUGAUCACAUUUGGAAAUGACCCAUUUCGAAAAUUUUAGGGUUGGUAGUGGUAAUUCUCAAUUUUCUUUUCUGUUUCUGCUCCUCCAUUCAUGGAUAUAUGCGCUCUAUUACUGUGAAUCUUCCUUUUUCCUGAGGACCUUGUGGGCUUGUCGCCAGAUUUUGCCAAAAAUAGACAUUAUGGCCAUUUCAUCUUGCACGACAAGCAUGAUGUGAAUAAUUGCUUUUUUCGUGUGGCUAAUAUUAAAAUCAUAUAAUUCAUUUGGACUUGCGUACAAGCUUAUUCAUGAAUGAACGCGCUCUGUUCUUGAUGGUUUUUAGAUGGUGGGAGAAUCCGGGCUGUUCACCCCUCAAGACAUUGCCAGUGUUCAAGAAGCUGGAGUCAGAGCGGUGAGGCCCUCUUAUUUCCCCUAGAAUAUGCUGAUGAAUCCUCCGAUCAUAUUACAUGUUCAUGAACAUUUGCAACCAAACCCACACCUGGUUUUUCCUGCCAUUUGAGGAAAUUACUAUCAUUUUCAUCGACUAAUCCUGUCCUGGGCAGGUUUUGGUCGGAGAGUCCCUGGUGAAACAGGACGAUCCAACAAAGGGGAUUACUGAGCUGUUCGGCAAGGAUAUAUCAGCCUGA